AUGAGUUCUGACAAUCUUCUUAAUUCUAUGGGAAAGAGACUAGUGGGUAAGGUUGCAGUGAUCACUGGUGGUGCUGCGGGCAUCGGUAAAGCUACUGCCAAACUCUUCACCCUGCAUGGUUGUAGGGUAGUGAUUGCCGACAUCCAAGAUGAUUUGGGUCAAUCCGUGUGUGAAGAAAUUGGGGCAGAGAUGUCGUUAUUCGUGCAUUGCGAUGUCACCAAAGAAGAUGAUGUGAAGAACGCAGUAGACGAGGCUGUUUCAAGAUUUGGAAAACUUGACAUAAUGUUCAACAAUGCCGGGACCAUUGAUCCACCUAAGGUAAGAACUGUGGACAACCAAAAAUCCGAUUUCGAAAGGGUCCUCGACGUCAAUGUCACCGGUGUGUUCUUAGGCACCAAACACGCAGCUCGUGUCAUGUUACCGGCGAAACAAGGCAGCAUCAUUAACAAUGGGAGUGUGAGUUCAAUCGUGGGAGGGAUAGCCACUCAUGCUUAUGUAGCUUCCAAGUAUGCAGUAGUAGGUCCCAGUGAAGAAGCUCUUUCUUUGGUGUAUUCAUUUCUCUUCAAAAGUAACUAUGAAUUGUUAAUAAGACUGUUUUUAUGA
This is a messenger RNA of Telopea speciosissima, 603 nucleotides long. Its product is annotated as secoisolariciresinol dehydrogenase-like. Lineage: Eukaryota; Viridiplantae; Streptophyta; Magnoliopsida; Proteales; Proteaceae. Bases 1 to 603 code for a protein of 200 amino acids. The transcript has 2 exons. The record is from RefSeq and is a predicted model, not a curated record.